This is a messenger RNA of Trachymyrmex cornetzi, 644 nucleotides long. RefSeq lists its product as uncharacterized. The record is from RefSeq and is a predicted model, not a curated record. NCBI's taxonomy places the organism in Eukaryota, Metazoa, Arthropoda, Insecta, Hymenoptera, Formicidae. Bases 316 to 621 code for a protein of 101 amino acids. The transcript is spliced from 2 exons.
AUCGGAGUUUUAGUAGAAAUUACCUUAUUUUUUAAAACGAUCGAGUUUUUGAACCAACAAUCAUGGUUCAGGAACAUAUAUCUAGAGGCGAUUCAUUCGCAAGCUGGAGCACACUGGAGUCUGGAGUAGCUUCAAGCACGAUGGCACUCUCAACGCUGUAUGUACAACAUACAUCAGCUGACUCUCUUUAGUUUAUUUCCUCACAUGUAGUAACAUGUGUUACACUUGUCAAUAGAAAUACAACUUUGCAAGUGUCAAGAAAUUCAUUGCGAGUGAUACCGAGUGGAAAGUGGAUACGGGUGCACAUUCGACUGUAUGUACACAAUGACACGAAAUGAUACCAUCAUUACGAAGAUGGAACAUGUGGAAGAGAGUUUAAAAGAUACCUUAUACAGAGUCGAAAUAAUCGAGAGAAAGCUUAAGACGAAAUUACUUACCACAGUAAAUCGAGAGAAAUUGGAGAACGAGCUGGAGGAAGUUAAGGAAGUUCUCAGACGAAAUGAAAAGGAGUUGCAAAAUUUAAGAAACGAAAACUCAAAGUCCUUUAUGAUAGCAGCAUGCUUGAUCUUUGUAUGUUUCCUUAUUUAUGGAACAUAUUUGUUGAUUUUUGGAAAUGUUUAACAUCUGUAAGAGAAAUUUAUAUU